AUGGACGAAGAGAAAAUUACUCCCGGAAAAGCGAAGAAGAAAGCCGCUCCCGCCAACCGCAAGUCUCUUACUUGCGAGUAUUGCAGCCGGCCGUUUGCGCGUCUUGAGCAUCUCCAACGCCAUCUCCGCACCCAUACGAAAGAGAAACCAUUUUCAUGCGACCUUUGCUCAAAAUCAUUUGCCAGAAGUGAUUUGCUUGUGCGCCAUGAACGUCUAGUCCACCCAUCAGAAGCUGCUGCAAGCCGAGAACAGCGAAGCCAGAAUAAUAAUAAUAACAGCAACAACGGCAAUAACACCACCAAUAACAACAAUAGUCACCACCAUCAUGAUGUGCCCCCGACACCAACUUCUCUGAUUCCUCCUCCCGCCCCUGCCCCCCAGGAUUCGCGGAUGCUGGAGCUGGCGGAUGCAGUGCCGGUCCAACCGCAGCGAAUCCCACAGCAGCCGGAGCCGGAGGUGCAUGUCCAACACCAGCCCAUCGUGGACACAACGCAUUUCAACCCGUCGUGGGGGUAUGACUUGAACCUUUUGUCCCAUGCCGCUAGCCAUGUUGCCCUGGAAGGUCAGCAAGAACUCGAGUCGUUACGAAAGCCACCGCACACGCAGAGUGCUCCUCAACCACUUCCCUCGGCCCCAGAUCGAGCGAUCACAGACAAUUAUGGUGUGGAGCCAUCAAUCCUUGACUUAACGGAUCUAGGAGACCCGGUUCAAGACUUCACUGUCUUCUUAGAAAGUGUUGGUCUCUCCUCCGACUGGGAUUCCGGGGUAUUUUCUUCCGUUGAAGAUCCCAUGUUACCAACCAGUGUUCCCAUGGAUACUAAGACACCAAUUCGCGAAGCGGCACCAGCGAGACUCGGGCCGGAUUUGAUGAGCGAUCCGAGAACCGCGCCGGAUGACGCCCCAUCCUUCUCAAAUUUUGGGUCUCGACUACCCUCUUUGCAACCAGAACCUCACGAAGUGGAUGAUCGACUCGGAUUCACCGAUGAAAGCCCACGGCCCGCAUGGGACAUAUCGAAUUCGGAUCGACUAGUCUUCAUUUCGAAAUUAGAAGAAUUCGCACAUGUCCUUCCCAAAGGCUUUGUUCAACCAACAAGGCAUGCCCUCUCUCGCUUCUUUGCCGGUUAUAUUAAUGGACUGAACGAGCAUCUUCCGUUCAUUCAUGUUCCGACAUUAUCAGUUGCGAAGUGCUCCCCAGAACUUACGCUCGCAUUGGCCGCCGCAGGGUCACAUUAUCGAUUUGAAAACAGCCGGGGCAUCGAACUCUUCCACGCGGCAAAGGCCAUUUUAUUGGAACGGCUUCGGAGACGGGAUAGCAAACAGGUGGCGUGUCCAACGUGGAACUUUUACUCUCCCAAUUCCGGUGGUUUCUAUAACUCCCGAGAUUCGUCAAUUAUCUCCAAUAAUGCGGGCAGCCCAUUUCAGCAUCAUCAGCACAUGGCGGGCCAUUCAAUGGACUACGCACAAUAUAUUCCCGAUGAUUCAGACGCUCAUAUGGAAGUUAUUCGCACUUUCCUGCUACUCACAGUGUUUGCUUCUUGGGAAAGACAACCUGAACUACUGCGAGAGAUACUCUCGUUACAGAGUACUCUCGCAAGACUCGUCAGAGAGCACGGCCUAUCUGAGCCGACUCCUAGUCCUGACCCGAGCAGCUGGGAAGAAUGGAUACGGGGAGAAGGCAACAGGCGCACAAAGCUCAUUGUAUACUGCUUCUUCAACCUUCAUUCCAUUAUGUACAACAUCCCUCCCUUGCUCUUGAAUGCGGAGUUACACUUGAACAUGCCGUGUUCCCCUGACGUGUGGAAAGCGAACAACGCAGUCCAGUGGCGCCGGACUCAUCGCGCCAGAAGUGGAACAGAGAUUUCCUUCCAGGAAGCGUUUGCUAAACUGUUCCUCAAAUCGGGCAUACCGAGUUCUUCCGCGCCGAUUUCUCCUCUAGGAAACUAUAUUCUCAUACAUGCCCUUAUCCAACAGAUAUUCUUUGCUCGUCAGCUUUGCCUCUCAGCGCCGGCUAUGCAUGGUACCAGUCUGAGACAGGAAGAUCUCAACAUCCUGGAUCAUUCUCUCAGCUCGUGGAAGUCGUUAUGGAAGCGGACCCCGGAGUCCAGUAUCGACCCACAAAACCCAGCCGGCCCGAUUGCUUUCACGUCCACGGCUCUUCUUGGCUUGGCUUAUAUUAGGUUACAUGUCGACAUGGGACCUUGUCGUCGGCUGAUCACACAGGACCCGGUCCAGAUCGCACGAGCGUUGAAUGAUUCCCCACCUAUAGCACGAAGUCCCCGUCUCAUAAUGGCACUGUUACACUCUGCCCACGCGCUUUCGAUCCCAGUACGCCUGGGAAUCGAUUUCGUCGCACGAACGCACUCAUUCUUCUGGAGCAUCCAGCAUUCCCUCUGCAGCCUUGAAUGCGCCUUUCUCCUGAGUCGCUGGCUGCUUUCCAUCCCAGCCACACAAGCAGAACAACGGUUAACAGACCAUGAACGGAAAUUACUCUUAUGGAUUAAGAGUAUGAUGGACGAAACUGACAUGGCUGUUGAUCCGCCGGGAGCACCAGACGUGGAUUUCCUGGCUAACCCAUAUAAAGCGAGGCAGCUUAGUGUUGCUAUUGUCCGUGUCUGGGCGCGGACUUUCAAGGGGAAUACCAGCUGGGCUAUUGUUGAUUUGGUUGGGUCGAGCUUGGAUGCUUAUGCUGAUCUUUUGGAGACGCAGCCAUGA
Molecule: messenger RNA, 2712 nt
Organism: Aspergillus glaucus CBS 516.65
Lineage: Eukaryota; Fungi; Ascomycota; Eurotiomycetes; Eurotiales; Aspergillaceae
Exons: 3
Coding region: 1-2712 (903 amino acids)
Biological process (GO): DNA-templated transcription; regulation of transcription by RNA polymerase II
Cellular component (GO): chromatin
Molecular function (GO): zinc ion binding; DNA-binding transcription factor activity, RNA polymerase II-specific; RNA polymerase II cis-regulatory region sequence-specific DNA binding
Source: RefSeq, a predicted model, not a curated record